AUGAGGUUCCUACACUCCAUCCUCUGCUUACUUGUUGUGGGGAGUGUCUUGGCCGUCAGUGGCUCCGACAAUCCUGACCAGCCUAGCAAGCCCAAUACUGCAGCUCAGCCAGGCAACUCAGAUCCGAAUGUGGUGCAACAAGAGGUAUCAGCUGCUGGAUCCGCUGUAGGAGGCCCCAAAACUCAGUCACCAGGUCAAAAAGGUGAACCUGGAUCCGCUGGAGAGGGUCAACAAAUUCAGGAAUCGGGUAAAUCAGUUGGUGCGGAAUCUCAUGGUGCAAGCAGCCAUGAGCUUCAGCUAAAAGGUCAAUCCUCUGUCGAUGGAUCUGUUGGACAAAACUCCCAAAAUCAAUCAACAGGUGGAAAAGGUGACGAUAGAACCGAUGGACAAGCUCAAAUAACUCAAAAGGCUAAUCCAGAAGCAGCAUCUACAGAAGAAACGUUGACUCCCAAGGGUACUCCCGAAAACACGCUUCCCAAUUCAAGUGGGACUACGUCUAGCACCUCAGCACCAAGUGGACAAACCGAAAUGCAAAAUGGUGUUCGUGCGCCAGCAGCUGCUUCUAAGGCAGAAACUCCUGACGUGAAGCAUGGUCAGGGUUCACCAAAGCAAACCGCAGCUCCUGCGGAGGAAAAAAAAAUUGAAAGUGCUCAAUUACAAGAUAAGGGUCCCAGCGCAGACCGUAAGGAAGAUGAGGAGGAAAAGGAGGAAGAGAAAGAAAAGGGUGACGAAGAAGAACAUACAAAGGCAAAAUUAACGGAAAACCAAAGAGAUCAGAAGCAGUCGUUGCAACCUGGCCAAGUUGGGCCCAAAGGUCAACAAGAUUCCAACGGUCGAACCGACUCUGAGGUUGUUGCUGGCGGUCGUGAGCAAACACCCAAGGAACCGGCACCAACUACGCCUCAUGGUGAAGAAAAAUCUCAAUUGCUUGAACAAAAGGAACAAGGGCCGGAAUCUGACGUUAGCGUGCAAUUACCAACCGGACAAGGUGCUGAUGGUGCACCAGGCAAAGACGGCAUGCCUGCAUCUGGCCCGAAAGUUACGAAACCUGCUCUCCCUGAACCCUCUACCAGUUCGCAUCAAAAACCUGAUGUACCCGAUGUUGAUGUAAAGAAACCCGAUACUUCCGAGGAUCACAAGGUCCAGGCCAGCGCAGGUGCGGGUGACAGUGAGGGUGAUCAGCAUUCGGAUGAGGAGGAGGAGGAAGAAGAGGAUGACGAAGAAGAUGAGGAUAUGAGUGGAGAGUACCAUGCUACAGAUGAGUUGCCGGAACAUUUGAAGGGGCGCCAAGGCAAAGUGGGUGUUGCUACGCGGCGUGAAGGAGGUGACUCCGUUGCACGCAGGGCGCGACGAAACACUGGAUCUGGUUCCUCAUCAUCAGCUACCCAAACGGAGGAUAAUCCUGCUGGAACGCAGCCAUCAGGCAAAGGUGCUAAGGGUGCGAACCAGCAGGGACCGGAAAAUGGAUCUUCCAAUAGCCAGGCGCCUCAGCAGCCCACUUUGGAAACACUUGUGAGAACGGGUUCCAUUUCUGAAAAGCAGGAAAUUGUGACUGCAUUCUUGAAGAAGGACCUUGCUGAAGGCCCCCUGCGUAAGAUCUUUAACUACAAGGACACCUCGAAGACAUUGGAGACCUGCCGUCACCUCACCCAGAGGAAGCCCAAGGUUUGCAAAGCCGGAAACAUCAAAACCGAAGCGCCAAGCGCCAACGUUGAGCUCAACAGGCUUGUCGGUGAAUACCUCACGCACAGUGUUUGUACUGUAGAGGCCGCCCUCAACCAGAUGUACCACAGCGUUCACCAGGGAGAGUACAUUUCCAACGAAAUCCACGCGGCGCUUAAGAUUCUUUCCAAUGUUAUGAGGAUGAACACGACCAUGAGAGAGCGUUACGGCGAAUCUGAGCACAUCCUGGAGAAUCUCCUGCAGCUCUUCCACGCGGCUGAAAAGGCUCUCGUCUCGCAGUCUGUUCAAACCGUUCUUUACAACAGGUGGGCGCUUUUGGACAGUGUCCUCUGUGCGGUAGCCUCCGGUGAAUCCAACGAGGUGUUGGACAAGAUUAACAUGGAUGCCAGCAACUCCUCUGCCACCGCAGUUGUCAACCUGGAGAGAUUCAUCAACUCCUCCACUGAGGUCUUCGUAAAGGCGUACAAACCCUUCGCGGAACUUCUACGUGUCAUUGAAAACGGUGUGCUGAUUAAGGCUUUGGAACUCAACAAGAACGAGUUCCGCGAGCAGGCUGAGAGGGUUGUUCAAACCAUUACGGAACGCCACGUGUCCGGCAUCUCGCCAGCCACUCUCACCCCUCUCGCCCAGAUUCCUCAUUCUGGCAUGAACACUGCUGACAUUCAACGCAUUGCGGGACAGAUGGGUAACAGCGUGAGCCUUGUCCAAAGAGGACAGGACGUCACACAGGCUGGUGCCGUCUCAGCCACCACUGCCCUCCGUACUGCCGUCCUCAGCCUCAACAUAUUCAAGAUCAGCGGCGAUCACAUUACGCCUGAGAUCGAUGAGAGCGCUGUUAGGACCAUGGUGCGCUCUGCGCUGUUGAGCUUCAGUGAGGAAGAAAUGGUCUCCAAGCUCAUUGUGGCCCCCCAGGCUGCUUUGCGCGUCAUAUACGAAACCAUCAAGCUUUUGGUUCCCAUUCCUGCCGAAAACGGUGCCACUGCCGUGACUUCUGACGAUGCCAACAGCCGCAUUAAGGAAAUUGAGAGGCUCAUGGAUGAGAACUUCAGGCAGGUCAACCAGGCCGUUUCACGCAGCCUUAGCACCUCCGCCAGGGCGACUCUUCCAGAAGCGGCUCUGAUACAGACCGCGGUGAAUCACCUUGGUGGUGCUGCGCCGGCUAAAGCCGACCUCCAGACCAGGGCGACGUUCACCGUGGAUUCCAGACAAGAGGGAGCCAACCUGGAGGACAACACCAACAAGUACAUCGAGGAGCAGCAGUUCCAGAAGAACAUGGACAACCUUGUUCACAUCAAGAGUUACAGCAGCGUAAGUGUCUAUCAGACUUCCAAACAUUUGCGCUCAGGCCACCCUCGCCGGAACCGUCGGUAUUCUAGCACUAGCCCUCGUUGUCAUCUUCUAAUCAACACCCGUAACAUGAAUUAA
Molecule: messenger RNA, 3108 nt
Organism: Babesia bigemina
Lineage: Eukaryota; Apicomplexa; Aconoidasida; Piroplasmida; Babesiidae
Product: BT1 domain containing protein,putative
Exons: 2
Coding region: 1-3108 (1035 amino acids)
Source: RefSeq, a predicted model, not a curated record